GAAUUGCCAACUCGGGGAAACAGAUCCAGUUUAGCCUUAAGAUCGACGACAGUGCGUCAGCUCGGUCAGCUGAACUCAGUUCCUCCCAGACUCAGCUAUGGCCUCUCUUUCACCUCAAACCUUCUUCUCUCUAUCAAACCCUAAAAAACCCAAUUCAAAACCAUUCUCAACCCAAACUACUGUCCCCUCAAAACUUUUCCAGAGCCCCAUUUUCUCGAGAACCAAACAGAGAAACCACAGCAACUGGGUGAUGAACUCAGUGCUGCAAGAAGAACUUGACGUGAUCCCAGUACAGAGCCAGGACUCUACAGACAUGCAAGAGGGUGUUGUGGUCAGUCGAGAGGACGGUGAGUUGGCGAGUCAGGUGAGUCAGGUUGGCGGGUUCAGUGAUGGAUCGUUGUCACUUGAAGGGUUCUCUUCAGCUUCUUCUUCAAAUUCAAUUGGAGAUGGAGAAAGAAGAGAUAAUGAAGAAAUGGAGAAGUUGGUUCAUAGAACUAUAAAUGCUACUAUAGCUCUUGCUGCUGGAACUUUUGCCAUCACUAAGUUGCUCACUAUUGAUCAAGAUUAUUGGCAUGGUUGGACCAUCUAUGAAAUACUAAGAUAUGCGCCUCAGCACAACUGGUCUGCUUAUGAGGAAGCUCUAAAGGAAAACCCGGUUUUAGCCAAAAUGAUGAUCAGUGGAGUGGUUUAUUCUAUAGGGGAUUGGAUUGCACAGUGCUAUGAAGGAAAACCUCUUCUUGAGUUUGACAGAGGGCGAAUGUUAAGAUCAGGCCUUGUUGGUUUCAGUCUACAUGGUUCCCUUUCUCAUUACUACUACCAGUUCUGCGAGGAGCUUUUUCCUUUCCAAGACUGGUGGGUGGUUCCUGCCAAAGUAGUCUUUGAUCAAACUGUAUGGGCAGCUCUUUGGAACAGUAUAUAUUAUACAGUUUUGGGAUUCUUGCGUCUGGAAUCUCCACUCAGUAUUUUUAAUGAGUUGAAAGCAACAUUCUGGCUCAUGCUGACGGCUGGAUGGAAACUUUGGCCAUUUGCUCAUCUUGUUACCUAUGGUCUGGUGCCAGUUGAACAAAGGCUUCUUUGGGUGGACUGUGUAGAACUCAUUUGGGUGACAAUACUCUCAACUUAUUCAAACGAGAAGUCGGAAGCAAGAAUUGCUGAAGCACCAACAGAGCCCACAUCCAGUUCUCAGUCUCUAACUCCUCCCAAGGAGUAAAUUAAGUGAAAACAAAUCUGAAACAGAGGAUGAAACAAUUGCUGCUUUAUCCAGUAACAGUCAAACGUAAAUUCUUCAUCCGGAUGUGAAUUACAGCAACGAGAAGUUCCAGUGGCGUAGCUGAUUGCCAUAGAUACUAUGUCUACUAUGCGCAUCUUCUGCACUUGCAUGUGUAUGUAUGUAUGAAAUAUUUAUAUGUUUGGGAUAGCGUAACCACUAAUUGUAAAGAACAUUACAAUUACUCCUAAAAAU
Molecule: messenger RNA, 1462 nt
Organism: Pistacia vera
Lineage: Eukaryota; Viridiplantae; Streptophyta; Magnoliopsida; Sapindales; Anacardiaceae
Exons: 7
Coding region: 98-1210 (370 amino acids)
Cellular component (GO): membrane; cytoplasm
Source: RefSeq, a predicted model, not a curated record